AUGCGUUAUCUGACCCUGAAACCUAGGUUGCAGCGGUUGUAUAUGUUGUCGCAUACUGCCACAGACAUGAGAUGGCAUAAAGAAAAACGGGUAGAUGACGAUGUGAUGCGACAUCCUGCAGAUGGGGAGGCAUGGAAAGAGUUCGAUCGAACGUUCCUCAAGUUUGCUGCUGAUUCUCGUAACGUUAGAUUGGGACUUGCCACUGACGGAUUUAAUCCGUUUGGGGUUUUAAACCAACACCACAGUACUUGGCCGAUUUUCGUAUUUCCGUAUAAUUUGCCACCAUGGAAAUGUAUGAAAAAAGAAUACAUGAUGAGGACUUUAUUGAUAACUGAGGAUCCUGGUAGGUUAAUCGAUAUAUACUUACGGCCGUUGGUGGAUGAGCUAAAAGAUUUAUGGACACACGGUGUGCGCACAUACGAUAAAUGUACUGGCAAGAUGUUCACUUUGCGGGCUGCAGUGAUGUGGACUGUGAACGAUUUCUUUACAUAUGUAAUGGUUUCCGAGUGGAGCACUAGGGGUUAUAUGGCAUGCCCUGUAUGCAAGGAAGACGUAACAUCUAGUUGGCACGCUGGAAAAGUUUGUUACCUUGGUCAUCGAAGAUGGUUGCCUUGGGACCACGAGUGGCGAGAGAAGGAUAAAGAGUUUGACGGGGAGAGAGAGCAUCGCCUCAGACCCAGAGAAUGGUCCGGUGCUCAAAUUUUGAAACAGCUUAACCGUUUGGAUUUUGCUCCUUUCGGGACCAAUGUCACUAGGACAAGACAUGCUACACACAUGAACUGGACGCACAAGUCUAUGUUUUUUAAGCUCCCGUAUUGGUCUAAACUAAAAUUCAGACACAACCUCGAUGUUAUGCAUGUUGAGAAAAAUGUAUUUGACACAUUGGUCGGCACAAUUCUAGACAUUGAAUGCGAGAUAAAGGACACGAUCAAAGCUCAUCUUGAUUUGGAACGAAUGGGAAUGCGAUGGGGUUUAUGGAUGAAUAGGGACAAUGAUAAAGCUAGAAGGGAUCUUGCAUUUUUUUCAAUGAAACCGAAUGACAAGAAAGAAUUUUUAAAGUUUUUAUCGUCUGUAAAGUUUCCCGAUGGGUAUGCUUCAAAUAUCGCGCGUUGCGUGAACGUUGACGGGGGUAAAUUAGCUGGCUUAAAGAGUUAUGACUGCCAUGUGGUUCUGCAACACCUACUUCCUGUGGGUAUUCGACAUCUCUUGCCACCUGAUGUAGUGAAACCAAUCAUGUUGUUGUCCAGUUUUUUUUCGCAAUUGACGUCAAGAACAUUACGAAGAAUGGACAUUAAUCAGUUGCGCCAUGACAUUGUGCAAAUUCUAUGCAAGUUUGAGAUGAUAUUUCCUCUAGCCUUCUUCACAAGUAUGAUACACGUGAUGGUUCACUUACUAGAGGAGGCAUUGCUUGCUGGACCAGUCAACUUUCAAUGGAUGUAUAUAAUAGAAAGGCUUCUCAGAGACUUGAAGAAAAGUGUACGAAACAAAGCGAAGCCCGAAGGAUCCAUUAUACAAGCUUGGGUGUCAUACGAGGCACUGACAUUUUGUGGAAUGUAUGUAAAAGACGUUGAGACAACUUUCAAUCGUCCUUCUCGCAAUAAUGACAGGGGUGUGAGAAAGGAGAAACUUUCAGUUUUUGCCCAGGUCUCUCGACCAUUCGGAGAUCCGAUUUGUGGAGAGUCGUUUUCCAAGAAGGACAUGGAUGUAGCACAUUGGUUCGUACUCAAAAAUUGUGACGAGACACUAUCACACUUAGACGAGCAUGAAAAUAUGAUGAAGCAGACACAUCCUUCACAUUUGUAUGCCAAGAAACACCGUGAAUUGUUUCCGCAGUUGUUUCUCGAAUAUGUAAACCAAUUGAAAGCAUCGAAUUCCCCUGUGUACAGUGAAGAGUUAUAUAACUUAGCGUUCGGACCAAUUCGCGUUGAAUUGCAUGGAAGUGUGAAAACAGAUCAUGGAUUACUAUCAGUGAACACUACCAAAACUUGGUACGAUGAUGACCCUUACAUAUUAGCAACCAUGGCAAAACAAAUUGUGUAUCUUGAUGGCCUUAAAUCCGGGAAGGGUUGGAAAGUUGUUCAGAAGAUGGAUCAUAGGAACGUGUAUGCUAUACCAGAAAAAGAUCGUACUGACGACGACAUUAACAAUGUUGCUGACCAACGUCUUGAAUCUUUCAUGGAAAGUGGUGCGGAAACACUUCGAGAUACUAAUCUUAUCCAAGAACCAUUUCAGAUAGAUGGAGUAUCUUCAAUCGAAAUACCGAUUCAGUCCAUCACGAUUGACCUCGGUAAUAUUCCACGAUACGAUGGUCCAGUACGCACGAACAACGAUGGUGACGUACCUAUCGAUGAUAAGGAAUGA
Molecule: messenger RNA, 2361 nt
Organism: Malus domestica (apple)
Lineage: Eukaryota; Viridiplantae; Streptophyta; Magnoliopsida; Rosales; Rosaceae
Source: RefSeq, a predicted model, not a curated record